CGUGUGUCACAUUCCGGAGAUUCCACCCUGUAUCUUCAAGUUUUGAAGAUCUGUUAAAAUUGACAAGAAAGAAAGGGCUAAGGAGUAAAAGGGUGGUGUAAAGUGUGUGUUUUCUGCGCGCACAGCAUCAAUAACAAUUUCUCAAACAGCGUCGCAGAAGUGUUGCCGUAGGACAAAGCUGACGCACUUGAUCGGGAUUUACUUCCUGCAUCUCGCUGAGACUUUCGCAUUGGUGUUUGUAAACACAUUACACUAGGCAGAUAGGUAUGGCUGUAGAUUCAGCUUCAUCAGAGAAGAAAUCAAGCAAUGCAGUGAAUGAGUUGCUGACUUUUAAUGCUGAGAAUAUGCAAAGCAACAUGAAAACUAUCUAUUACAGCCGAACAUUUUUAUCUAUAAUUGGUGGAGUUGUUGCGGGUAUUUUGGGAUUUACAGGCUUGAAAGGAUUUGUGUUUUACUUACUUCUCAUGGCACUCACUUCACUUGGGCUCAUUGCGAAAGCAAGUUUUUCAACCCACACAUACUUUGACUCCUGGAAUCGAGUGCUACUUGACGGCUUUCUUGGUGGCUUAAUGUCGUUCGUGCUUUUCUGGACAUUUGCCUAUGACAUUGUCCACAUAUUUUGAUGGAUGGAAUGUGCAAGUGUUUCAAGUGAAGACUAUUUGGACACCUCUAGCUCUUACCGAUCCUUACUGGAAUACAGUUGCAUUCUACAAUUACUAGAUAGCUUUUGAUGAUAUUCUCGUUUCUAAACUGAGGUUUACUACCAGAGUUUUGUCUGUUUAUGUAUUAUUUACAAUAGUAUCUCAAGUGAGAAGGAGGCUUAAUGCCGUCCAUUAUUUGUGGUUGUCAGAUUGGCUCUAGGUUAUUGUUUUUGAAGUUUGUUUCCUUAUAUAGAUUGCAAUUUCGUCAAA
Molecule: messenger RNA, 911 nt
Organism: Vigna angularis (adzuki bean)
Lineage: Eukaryota; Viridiplantae; Streptophyta; Magnoliopsida; Fabales; Fabaceae
Exons: 6
Coding region: 267-623 (118 amino acids)
Biological process (GO): protein folding in endoplasmic reticulum; autophagosome assembly
Cellular component (GO): EMC complex; membrane; endoplasmic reticulum
Source: RefSeq, a predicted model, not a curated record